AUGACAGAAGUAAUGUUACAGCAUAACACUAUGCUUGAGACUAAGAUUACUGAGCUUAAGGCUAAGGAUCCUGACCGCAUGAUCAAUAUUUCUGAAGUUAUACCCGUGAAGGAUACUAAGCUUAGGAAGAAAUUCAUAAAGCAAAUAGAGAAGUUUGAGAAGAGUUUAAUCGAUCACAUGGAUCACUU
Molecule: messenger RNA, 188 nt
Organism: Funneliformis caledonium
Lineage: Eukaryota; Fungi; Glomeromycota; Glomeromycetes; Glomerales; Glomeraceae
Source: the annotation of a GenBank genome assembly